Messenger RNA from Ostertagia ostertagi, 633 nucleotides. NCBI's taxonomy places the organism in Eukaryota, Metazoa, Nematoda, Chromadorea, Rhabditida, Trichostrongylidae. The record is from the annotation of a GenBank genome assembly.
AUGAAAGCUUCUAAAGGUUUCACCAUGGAGCGUUAUGAUCGCGCUAUUACAAUCUUCUCACCUGACGGACACCUUUUCCAAGUCGAAUAUGCACAGGAAGCCGUGAAGAAAGGCUCAACUGCUGUGGGUGUACGAGGAAAGGACUGUGUCGUGAUCGGAGUGGAGAAGAAGUCAAUUCCGGCACUUCAGGAUGACAGAACGAUCCGAAAAAUCCAUAUGAUCGACGACCAUGUCUUUCGGCCGACGCGCGUGUGCUCGUCGUCGAUCGCGCUCGCAUCGAAUGUCAAUCGUACAAAUCCUGUGACAGUGGCAUAUAUUUCGAGGUAUAUCGCAAAUACCAAGCAGGCUAAUUCUACUGGUCGUGGUGAGAAACCCGUUCGUGAGUACUUGGAAGAACAUUACGGAGAUGACACUAUAAAGGACGAGGCAUCCACUCUCAAACUUGUAGUUAAGGCCCUUUCUCAGGUAGUUCAAUCGGGUGCUCAAAAUAUUGAGAUUGCAGUCAUGAAGAAAACCAAUGUUCCCGGCGAGUGCACACAUCGUGUCCUCACAGUCGAAGAAGUGGAAGCUCUGAUGAAAUUGGUGGAACAAGAACGUGAAGCAGCUGAGGCAGAAGAAGCGAAGAAAAAGUGA